Condylostylus longicornis is the source of this 2742-nucleotide messenger RNA. RefSeq names its product elongation factor 2-like. Gene Ontology annotation, biological process: translational elongation. Gene Ontology annotation, cellular component: cytosol; ribonucleoprotein complex. Gene Ontology annotation, molecular function: translation elongation factor activity; GTP binding; ribosome binding. The record is from RefSeq and is a predicted model, not a curated record. Lineage: Eukaryota; Metazoa; Arthropoda; Insecta; Diptera; Dolichopodidae.
AUGGAUGUUGUUGAAUUACAAGAAAAAGAGUUAUGGGGAGAUGAAGAUGAUCCGAAGAGAGUCACGAUGAGAAGUCACGAUGAAGAGAGUCACGAUGAAGAGAGUCACGAUGAAGAUCGUAAAUCUCUUGAAGCAAUGAAUAUUGUUCAAGCUUCGAAUUCUGAUGUUGAUAACGAAUGGGAAUCAAUGACCUACAAUAGAGGAGCGCUUAGAAGCCCGGGGGUUCCAGCUAAAAGAAAUCGAGGAAUAUUGGGACUUGGUAUUGGACGUGAUGUCCCAUUGAGUCAAACGUCAAUCUACCGUGCAGUCAAUUUGGUCAGUUAUGGACCCUGGAUUGCUGAGUGGGCGCGAGAUAAGUUUGAAAGAACAGAAGAAGUUCAAGUCGGAAAUGAUUUAGGAUUUGUUCAAUCGGGUGUUAGCGCUGUACAAGAAGAACUCGCGUUUUCUACUGGAUGGAGAAAUCUUAUCACUUCUUUAUCGUAUAACGAAAUUCGACAAGAACUUGGAUUUGGAUUAGCUCUCGGGCCUUAUGGAGUGAAUGUGGAUCGAUCCCAGAACUACAGAGCAACUGCAGUUGAGAUUCUGGCGCGUGGUGUAGAAAAUACGGAUUUUGAGAUCAGUGUACGUCAUGAUUUUGACGAUUAUUUUUACCCAACGGAUACUGGAUUUGGGACUGAAGUAUUGGUCGCAUACAAAGGUGUUACUGCUGCUCUUGCCAACGAUAUUCGUGAAAAACGUUUUGGAUUGACAAUCGGAGUGCGCGGGUACAAUGUUGCGUUUCUCCAUGACUUUGAUAACUUUCUGUCCCUGGCUCAAGCUAAUUGGGGUCGAGGGUGGCAAUUAGCCAUGGAGUCAGAUUUUCCUGAUGAAUAUUCUUUGUCAACAUUCAUUGGCUUUGGAGUAGGCGACGAUGGAGUACCGCAGGCAUCAGCGCGUCUACAAACGCGUAAUGUCGGAUUCGCUGUGGAUUUUCUAGAUGAGUUUGGUCAACGUGUGAACUUCACGAUCGAAGAAGUGCGCGAUAUCAUGGGGAACCCCGUGAAUAUUCGCAACAUGUCUGUCAUCGCUCAUGUCGAUCAUGGCAAGUCAACAUUGACUGACUCCUUAGUAUCAAAAGCUGGAAUCAUUGCUGCGAAGAACGCCGGUGACGCUCGCUUCACUGAUACUCGUGCUGAUGAACAGGAGCGGUGCAUCACCAUCAAGUCGACGGGUAUCUCGCUCUAUUUCGAACACGAUGAAGAUGGCCGCGGCAAGCAAGCUUUCUUGAUCAAUCUUAUCGAUUCACCGCGGCAUGUUGUAUUCUCAUCUGAAGUCACUGCAGCUCUCCGUGUCACUGAUGGCGCCCUUGUUGUUGUUGAUACCGUUGAAGGUGUCUGCGUCCAGACUGAAACCGUCUUACGUCAAGCUCUUCAAGAACGUAUCAAACCAGUUCUUCAUGUCAAUAAAGUUGAUCGUCUUCUUGAAUUGAUGAUGGAGUCUGAGGAAAUCUAUCAAACAUUCAACAGAACAAUCGAAAAUGUCAAUGUGAUCAUCGCCACUUACAACGACGCCCUCAUGGGAGACGUUCAAGUUUAUCCAGAGAAGGGAACAGUUUCAUUUGGAUCUGGUCUUCACGGAUGGGCCUUUACCAUUGAGAAGUUUGCUCGCAUCUACGCGAAAAAGUUUGGUGGAGAAGAGAGAAUGAUGCAACGUCUCUGGGGAGAUUGUUUCUUCAACCCGAAGAAGAAAACUUUCAGCAAGAACAAGGAUGAGGAUUCGAACCGUGCUUUCUGUCAGUUCAUCAUGGAUCUUUGCACCCUCUUCACCUCCAUUAUGAAUGACGACAAACAACAAUACGAGAAAAUGCUUGUUUUCUGUGGCGUCGAAUUGAAGGGCGAAGACAAGACUCUCACCGGCAAAACUCUUCUGAAGCGUGUGAUGCAACUCUGGCUCAGUGCUGGAGACACACUUCUCGAGAUGAUUGUCACUCAUUCCAUCCCAGUUAUUGCCCAGAAGUAUCGUGUCGAGAACUUGUAUGAAGGUCCAAUGGACGAUGCUGCAGCGAAUGGUAUCAGAAACUGCGAUCCCAACGCUCCUCUUAUGAUGUACAUCUCGAAAAUGGUUCCGACAUCCGAUAAGGGACGCUUCUACGCUUUUGGUCGCGUGUUCUCUGGAACGGUGUCGACCGGACAGAAAGUUCGCAUCCAAGGACCCCACUACACUCCUGGCUCCAAGGAUGAUCUCAACAUCAAGAAUAUCCAACGAACGAUUCUCAUGAUGGGGCGCUAUGUCGAGAAAGUUAACGAUGUUCCUUGCGGAAACACCGUCGGUCUUGUUGGUGUGGAUCAGUAUUUGCUUAAAUCUGGAACCAUCACGACAUUUGAUGAUGCGCAUAAUAUCGCGGAUAUGAAGUACUCCGUGUCUCCUGUUGUCAGAGUGGCGGUCACACCAAAGGACCAGAAGGAAUUGCCAAAACUUGUCGAUGGUCUCAAGAAACUUGCGAAAUCAGAUCCUCUUGUCGUUUGGCACAACGAGGAUUCUGGAGAACACAUCAUUGCUGGUUGUGGCGAGCUCCAUGUUGAGAUCUGUUUGAAAGACUUGAAGGACAGUAGAGCUCAGAUUGAGUUCAUCACUUCAGAUCAGUUGUCUCCUAUCGUGAAAUCUGUUGCUGGGGUUUCUUCACAAACUUGCUUAUCCAAGUCCCCCAACAAACAUAAUCGUCUCUAUAUGACUGCGGAGCCAUUUAGACCGAAGACUCGCUAG